AAAGCCGCAAAAAUUUGGAAGCGCGCCGUGGAGCUCGGGGACGUGGAGGCGAUGAAUAACCUUGGCAGAUUGUACGAGAAUGGAAGUGGCGUCAAGCUGGACAAGAAGAAGGCGGAGCGGCUGUAUCGCACGGCCGCAGAUCGAGGCGACGCGGUCGCGCAAUCCAAUUUAGCGGUUUUACUUGAUUCUGAGAAGCAACAUGAAGAAGCGUUCCGGUACUACGCGCUCGCGGCGGAUCAAGGCUAUACACGUACAGAGUUUAACCUUGGCUGCUGUUGCAGGGACGGAGAAGGCACGGAAGUCGACCUCGGCAAGGCCAGAUUCUGGUUCGAGCGCGCCGCUGCCAAGGGCCACGAGGCAGCUACAAGGAGCCUCGCGAACGCGUACCACCUCGGUCGGUUGGGUCUCGUGAAAUCCGAUAAGAAAGCCGCAAAAAUUUGGAAGCGCGCCGUGGAGCUCGGAAACGUGGACGCGAUGAACUGCCUUGGGUUAUUGUACGAGAAUGGAAGUGGCGUCAAGCUGGACAAGAAGAAGGCGAUGAAGCUGUAUCGCGCGGCCGCAGAUCAGGGCUUCGCGGUCGCGCAAUCCAAUUUAGCGGUUUCACUUGAUUCUGAGAAGCAAAAUGAAGAAGCGUUCCGGUACUACGCGCUCGCGGCGGAUCAAGGCUAUACACGUGGAGAGUUUAACCUUGGCUGCUGUUACAGGGACGGAGAAGGCACGGAAGUCGACCUCGGCAAGGCCAGAUACUGGUUCGAGCGCGCCGCUGCCAAGGGCCACGAGAGAGCCGAG
Messenger RNA from Aureococcus anophagefferens, 789 nucleotides. RefSeq lists its product as hypothetical. The transcript is spliced from 2 exons. NCBI's taxonomy places the organism in Eukaryota, Pelagophyceae, Pelagomonadales, Pelagomonadaceae. The record is from RefSeq and is a predicted model, not a curated record. The annotation marks the transcript as partial. Gene Ontology annotation, molecular function: protein binding.